CCGCUGCGGCCUUGGGAGGGCCGGGCGGGGCGCGGGCGGAGAGCCUGGGGAAGGGCGGCGGCUGGGCCGGACCAGCUGGGCCGCGUCCGGUUCUGCGCAGGGCCCACGUGCGGCCGAGGCCCUUGGGGGCUGAGAACCUCCAGUUACCUGCUCCGAACCCUGUAUUUCUGAUCUGAAUCCCCUUCUUUGCAGCCUGAGCCCCAUCCCUGCCGAGAGCCUCGUAUUUCCGGCCUGAUCCCUAUCUUCUGCAGCCUGAACCCCGUAUUUCCGGCCUUAGAUAUCUCUUCUGCAACCUGAGCCCCGAGUUUCCUACCUUAUCCCCCCUCUUUGAAGCCUGAACCCGUGUCCCUUCUGAGACCCCGAAUUUCAUGCUGGAAGCCCCCUAUUAACCCGGUACCCCGACCUCUGCAGUAUCAACCCAAUAUUUCACCACCUCCCCCUCUCCCGUGCAGCCUGAAUCGUGGAUUUGGUACCCCGUUUCUGCAGCCUGAAUUUAUGUCCUUGCUGAAAAUUCUGAUUUCUUGUCUUAUUUCUUCCCUUUGGACCCCCUUUGCAGUCUAAGCCUCCAGUUUGCUGCUCGAACCCUGUUCGUGAAUCCCCUGUUGUGAACCCCGGAGUUUAAGAAUCGCAGUCCCUGUGGCCCACACUCCCUCUAACCUGACCUCCCAUUCAUUGCUGUAAACCCUGUAUUUCCUGCUGAAUUCAAGUUUCUACAGCCUGAAUCUCAGUUCCUGUGUGAACCCCAUCUUUGUUUCCUUGCUGCAAACCCUACCUCUUCUACCUGACUCCUACCUGAACCUCCUCCUUUGCUAUGGACAUACUUGGUGUCCAAACCCCAGUCCCUGCUACCGAGCCUUAUCUUUUGUUACCUGAAUUCCCAUAACUGCUGCGCAGAGUCCUUGUUAUCUCCUGAAACCCCACCCUGCUUUAAUGAACUCCCAUCCUUACUAGGAACCCUCUUCCCCCAGCUCUGCUGCCUAUAAUCCCUCUGGAAAACCUCUCCUGCGUAUGAACCCUUCUACCACAUAAACCCUUGUUUCUGCUGGGGACCUCUGGCAUCAGUCAAGCCUGUAGUGCCGAGAGCUCACAUACUCCUUUCUGAGUCAUGACGGAUGCCAAGUAUGUCCUCUGCCGAUGGGAGAAGCGAUUGUGGCCUGCGAAGGUUUUGGCCAGAACUGAGACUACAGCAAAAAACAAGAGAAAGAAGGAAUUCUUCCUAGAUGUGCAGAUACUCUCACUAAAGGACAAGAUCCAGGUUAAGAGCUCAGCCGUGGAGGCACUGCAGAAGUCGCACAUUGAGAACAUUGCUGCCUUCCUGGCCUCUCAGAAUGAAGUCCCGGCUACUCCCCUGGAGGAGCUGACUUACCGACGCUCCCUGCGAGUGGCCCUGGAUGUCUUGAAUGAAAGGACCAGUCUGAGUCCUGAAAGUCAUCCAGCAGAAGAUGGGACCACACUGUCACAGAAGGAGAAGCCAGAUGCAGAUGUGGCCUCACAGGUCUCCAGUGCUGCUGCUCCAUCUUUCCUCGGUGAAGAUGGUCAAACUGUGGUAGCCGAGUGCGCAUCCAGCAGGAGGUGGGAGUGCAGUCCAAAAAGCCUGUCGCCGUCAUCCGCAUUUGAGGAAGAUCUCAGGUGCAAAGUGGGCUCCAAGACAGCCCUCUCAGAGAGUGGAGCCCCAGGAGCUGAAGUGCCUGCCCCCACUGGAGACAAGUCUCAGGAUGAUUCUGGGUUACAGCUGGACCAUGGGCAGGAGAGCACAACCAAAAAGAGGCAGAGGAAUUUGGGAGUGAAAACUACCCGGCACCGAAGAUCAGAGUCUAGCCUUUCCAAGGGAGAAAGUGUCUCAGAGAGUGAGGGACAGGCAAGCAGCUGUGUGGCCCUGGCUUCACCUAGGCUGCCCUCCCAAACCUGGGAGGAGGAUCCCUGUGACUGGGUCGAAUCAUCAGGCAACAUCAGGCUGCUCUCGGCCUCUGAGAGAAGCAGAGGAUGCCCCACAAAGAGGCCACGCUUGGAUGGAGGCCAGAACCCACCCACCAGGCAGCUGGGGACUAGAACUGUGGGGGCAGCGUCCUCCCCUAGGAGCUGUUCUGGGGAGGUCAUGAUGCUGUGCGGUACUGGAGAGGGUGACAAACCAGAGGAAGCAGAUCCUAUGUCCUCAGAAGAAUCCACGGGGUUCAAGUCCAUCCACUCCCUGCUGGAGGAGGAGGAGGAAGAAGAGGAGGAGGAGGAGCCACCCCGGAUCCUCCUCUAUCAUGAACCACGAUCAUUUGAAGUAGGAAUGCUGGUCUGGCUUAAAUACCAAAAAUACCCAUUCUGGCCAGCUGUGGUGAAGAGCGUCCGGCGGAGAGACAAGAAGGCCAGUGUGCUCUUCAUUGAGGGCAACAUGAACCCCAAGGGCCGAGGAAUCACUGUGUCGCUGCGACGGCUCAAGCACUUCGACUGCAAGGAAAAGCACGCACUGCUGGACAGAGCCAAGGAAGACUUUGCCCAGGCCAUUGGCUGGUGUGUCUCGCUUAUCACUGACUACCGUGUGCGGCUGGGCUGCGGCUCCUUUGCUGGGUCCUUCUUGGAAUAUUACGCUGCUGAUAUCAGCUACCCUGUACGCAAGUCUAUCCAACAGGAUGUCCUGGGGACCAGGUUUCCUCAGUUGGGCAAGGGGGACCCUGAGGAGCCUAUAGGGGACAGCCAGCUGGGACAGUGGCGGCCAUGCAGGAAGGUACUGCCUGACCGCUCCAGGGCUGCACGGGAUAGAGCCAACCAGAAGCUGGUGGAGUACAUCGUGAAGGCCAAGGGUGCAGAGAGCCACCUGCGAGCUAUCUUGCACAGCCGCAAGCCCUCACGCUGGCUGAAGACAUUCCUGAGCUCCAAUCAGUAUGUGACAUGCAUGGAAACAUACCUGGAGGAUGAGGCGCAGCUGGAUGAGGUGGUAGAGUACCUGCAGGGCAUCUGCCGAGACAUGGAUGGCGAGGUGCCUGCGCGCGGCAGUGGAGACCGCAUUCGUUUCAUCCUGGAUGUGCUGCUGCCCGAGGCAAUCAUCUGCGCCAUUUCCGCAGUGGAGGCGGUGGACUACAAGACAGCUGAGCAGAAGUACAUCCGUGGCCCCACACUUAGCUACCGGGAAAAGGAAAUCUUUGACAAUGAACUCCUGGAGGAGAGGAACCGUCGCCGUCGCUGAUGCCACAGUCUCCUUGGCCAGCCAGCACUGUCUAUGGCCUGCCAGAGAACUCCUCGAGAAUGUGCUAGAAGCAAGAGGCCUAAGAAUGUGCUGACUUUGAUCUGUGCAUGGGUUCUGCGUCUUCAGCCCUGAGUCUGGGAGAUUAGAUGCCAUCAACACAAUAGAAGCCUGCUGGCACCUAUGAACAGCUGCUUUCUGGAAGUUUUGUGUGUGUGUGUGUGUGUGUGUGUACGCGUGUCUGUUUGGUUUUAUUUUUAAUUAUUUGUCUAUAAAUGAGUUGAAUGCA
Mastomys coucha (southern multimammate mouse) is the source of this 3458-nucleotide messenger RNA. RefSeq names its product PWWP domain containing 3A, DNA repair factor (gene Pwwp3a). Gene Ontology annotation, biological process: chromatin organization; DNA repair. The transcript is spliced from 14 exons. Bases 1106 to 3172 code for a protein of 688 amino acids. Gene Ontology annotation, cellular component: cytosol; nucleus. Gene Ontology annotation, molecular function: nucleosome binding. The record is from RefSeq and is a predicted model, not a curated record. Lineage: Eukaryota; Metazoa; Chordata; Mammalia; Rodentia; Muridae.